Grosmannia clavigera kw1407 is the source of this 360-nucleotide messenger RNA. RefSeq lists its product as uncharacterized. The coding region runs from base 1 to 360 and encodes 119 amino acids. The transcript has a single exon. NCBI's taxonomy places the organism in Eukaryota, Fungi, Ascomycota, Sordariomycetes, Ophiostomatales, Ophiostomataceae. The record is from RefSeq and is a predicted model, not a curated record.
AUGACCGAGAUUGUUGCGCCGCCACUUGGGUACUUUCUCAUGAACCGGCUCGGACCUCAUUUUGCCUUUUUGGUCGGUAUUCCCAUCGAAGCGUUGACGCUCGUGGCAAUCGCCUUCCUCCCGAGCACAAUCCAAUCCACCUUGGAUAGAGAGGUCCAGCAGCCUUUACUGUCUAGCGACUCUAUUGAGGAUGUAGAAGAGCCACGUUCGAACGCCACGGGCGGACUGGUCCAAAAGGUACAACAGCUUCUACAGGACCGGAGGCUACGACAAGAUGUCAGCAGUCGGGCUCUUGAGCGGAGUCUGCUAGGCGGCCUGUUGGCUUUGGUUGUUGCCAAGAUGGCCCGUCCUAUCUUCUAA